AUGUCAGCGAGCGAUGAAGGAAGACCAUCCAGCCUCAGACAGAAAUUGGAUGCGUUUCUCGAGAAACAGAUCCAUGAGCGUGACGAGUUCUGCAACGCUUUAGCUGGCGUAUCAGACAUAGAUCUACGAAAGGGGACUGAUGCUCUUUGUAUCGAACUCCCUUCACUAGGCCGUUCUCAAGUCGAGCGAGCCGCCGAAGUCGCAAAGCAUGGAAACUACUACUAUCGCCUGUCUAAAGGAACGAUCAACAGCAAUUCUUUUGUUGUCGAUCUUACACCAGAUGAGAAAAGCAAUCUCAUAUCAGAAAGAGAGCGACUCUUUAGUCAAAGGGGGAUGCUUAGCAUCAUCUGCACCAAACUUGGAGCCAUGAAUGCGAUUCCCUUCCUCACGGCUGCAUUCCCUGGCACUGUCCUAUCACUACCUGUCAAUUACUGCCUCGGGCGACGAGGAGCGCUUGGCCUUUCGGCGCUUCUCAUUAUUGCAAGCUCAAUUGGAUCUGGUUUUGCGCAUACAUGGCAGCAGAUUCUUGGUGCCAGAGUUGUUGGAGGAAUAGGCUUUGUUGCAAACUUCAUUAUUGCCGCUGCUACCAACACUCUAGACGGACAACCUAUGCAGAGCCUAAUCCACACGGCGGGAGAUACCACGCUCUCCAAUGGAUUGCUGCGGUUCCCGCUAUCCCGUCUCUCUUGCUUUUCAUUGCUGUCUGCUAUUGCUACGAGAGUCCUCGUUUCUACAUGCGGCCUGAUUCACCUAAUUACGACCUUGAUCGCGCCUUCAAGAUUCUACUACAAGUCCGAAAGACAAGAGCAACUCCAGGCUACGCGUGAUCUGUUUCUGAUAUGGUGGUCUACUCAAAACGAGGAGGGACGAGCUAUUCGUGCCGAACCACAAACUAGCCAUGGCAACGGCACUGUUCACCCGAACGAUCCAAACGAGGCAAAUGAUGAUGGUUCUGGUAUUAGAAGAACUCAGAGAUCUGGCUUGACAUAUUCAUCGCUCAUUCUGGUUGUACUGCAGCUCUCAGAAGAUCAGUUCAAGCCCUUGUUCACCAGACGGCGGCUGAAGAAUGCCCUGUGGAGUAGCUGUACUGUCGCUCUUGCACAACAACUCUGUGGAAUAGGGCACAUAAUCGUCUCCUUGGACAUUGCUGACAACCUGCCAGAUGGAAUCUUCAGCGACUGGGGCGUCAAAACAAGCAUGGGCUACAGCUUUGGCUUUGCAUUGACUUACAGAGUGUUCGCUGCUGCGUACAGUCCGGGUCUGGGACCUAUCCCGUUUACACUGGCAUCUGAGAGCUUUCCCUUGAAGCACCGAGAGGCCGGCGCGUCGGUCGCAAUCUCUAUCAACCUCUUUUUCGCGGGCCUUUUAACUAUCCUCCUCCCCAGAAUCAAUGCACACUUCAAGAUGGUCGGCACACUGGGAUUCUUUGCAGGUCUCAACAUUGUUGCCUUUGUUCUCAUCUUCCUCUUUGUUGAAGAGACUGAACAACUCACUCUUGAAGAACUGGACAAGGUGUUUGAUAAUCCCAAGCGUCAGUUUGUAAAGGAGCGAAUUGCCAAGCGUGUUCCGUUUGUUUCCCAACAGAAUGAGCUGGACAGAGAUGGCGAGGGACACGAUAGCUAUGAUGUAUUUCCGCUUGAGAAUCGGGAGACGAGGGUCUGA
Fusarium graminearum PH-1 is the source of this 1662-nucleotide messenger RNA. RefSeq lists its product as uncharacterized. The transcript is spliced from 10 exons. Gene Ontology annotation, molecular function: myo-inositol:proton symporter activity. Gene Ontology annotation, cellular component: membrane. NCBI's taxonomy places the organism in Eukaryota, Fungi, Ascomycota, Sordariomycetes, Hypocreales, Nectriaceae. The record is from RefSeq and is a predicted model, not a curated record. Gene Ontology annotation, biological process: transmembrane transport. Bases 1 to 1662 code for a protein of 553 amino acids.